Paramuricea clavata is the source of this 1659-nucleotide messenger RNA. Lineage: Eukaryota; Metazoa; Cnidaria; Anthozoa; Malacalcyonacea; Plexauridae. The record is from the annotation of a GenBank genome assembly.
AUGGCGGAAUGUAAUGAAAUAACGCGUGAACAACUUCACAAGUGUGUCGACUCUCUGCUUCCCUCAUUUGGCAUUAAAUAUUUAAAAGAAAAACAGUUUGAAGCUUUGUACUCGUUUAUUUCGGGAAGAGAAGUAUAUGUGAGUUUGCCUACUGGUUCUGGGAAAUCUGUUAUAUUUCACCUGAUCCCUCUUGUUCAUGAAUGGAUGUUUGAACAAAACAGAGGUAUUUCGAAACGAUUUAAACAGGAUGCUAUAAUAGUUAUCAUUUGCCCACUCUUGGCAUUAAUGCAGGAUCAAGUCAAGAUAUUGACAAACUGUGGACUAAAGGCUGCGUAUAUAGGUGGCGAUCAGAGUGAGAGUACUCUUAAAGAUAUCGAAUUAGGAUUGUAUACUUACAUUUUCCUGUCUCCAGAAUCUGCUCUUUCAAAUGAAAGAUGGCGAAAUAUGCUUUCGUCUAAAAUCUAUCAAGACAAACUAGUGGGUAUUGUUAUAGACGAGGUACACUGCAUGACAGAAUGGGGUAUUUCCUCAUCAAGCGAUAAAAGAAAUGUAUUUCGUAAAUGGUAUAGUAAAAUCAAUGAAGCAAGAUCAUUGACAGAUGUGCCAUUUAUGGCACUUACUGCUACUGCUACGAAAACAACAAAGGAAAGGAUUUUUGAACUAUUAGAGUUGAAAUGCCCUGUGGAAAUUAUAGAAAGUCCUAAUAGGAAUAACAUUUCUUAUUGUGUUCAAUCUCUUGAUAAGCAUCUCUCUCUUGCUGAGCAGUUUCGAUGUGUCAUUGAAGAAAUCCGUCAAAAAGGAAAAAAUUCAAGAAGAACUAUUAUAUAUUGUCAAACAAUUAAACAAUGUUCACUAUUAUACAAAAUGUUUGAAAAGGAAUUAGACAAGUCAUUUUAUCUGGACAUGAACGUCAAUCCAAUGUGUCGUUUUAUUGAAAUGAUACAUUCUGGAACACCAAACAGUGUAAAGGAACAUGUAAUGAAACAAUUUUCAUCUGAAUUUUCACAUUUAAGAAUUCUCAUUGCUACCAUUGCAUAUGGCAUGGGGGUUAAUUGUCAGGGUGUGACCAGAGUUAUUCACUUUGUCCCAUCAAAAUCAAUUCAAGCCUAUAUACAGGAAAGCGGCCGCAGUGGUAGGGCAGGUGAGAGCAGUAUUGCUUUAUUGUUAUUUAAUGGUGUGAUGUUGAAAGUUGCCGAUGCAAAGAUGAAGGAUUAUGUUAAAUCUGAAUCUUGUAGGCGAAAGCUGCUUUCGCAAUAUUUUGACGCAAAGUUACCAUCAAAACUACCAACUGGGCACGAAUGUUGUGAUGUAUGUGCAUUAAAUUGCGAAUGUCAAGAUGGAUACUGUAAUAUUGAUCUACACAUGCCAUGUGAUAAAGAAAUGUUUUCACAAAAAUCAACAAAGUCGAAAAGUGUCAGAAGAACAGAAAGAAAACUACUACAAAAAAAGUUACUCAUGAAAGCGGUUGUUAGUGAUGAAAAUAACACUGCUAUUACUGUGUGUUACCCCAAUGUUUUGUUGGAAUUUGGAAAAGAUCAUAUAGAUCAGAUCUUAAAUCAUGCAGACACAAUAUUUACUGUGGAUGACAUAAUGGAAAGCGUAGAUAUUUGGAAAAAAACACAUGCUAAUGAUGUACUUGAAAGUGUUUGCAGAUAUUGA